Ochlerotatus camptorhynchus is the source of this 6508-nucleotide messenger RNA. RefSeq names its product disheveled-associated activator of morphogenesis-like protein (gene DAAM). The transcript has 9 exons. Gene Ontology annotation, biological process: positive regulation of actin filament polymerization; actin cytoskeleton organization. Bases 895 to 4848 code for a protein of 1317 amino acids. The record is from RefSeq and is a predicted model, not a curated record. Lineage: Eukaryota; Metazoa; Arthropoda; Insecta; Diptera; Culicidae. Gene Ontology annotation, molecular function: actin binding; small GTPase binding.
CGUCUUUCCCAGUCCCAGUGUGUUUUCGUUGUGCUUUGUUUUCGUCGCGUGGUCGCGUGUGUGUGUCAACUGUCAACUCUGUGGCAUGCUUCGAUUGCAGUUUGUCGUUGACUUGAACUCGCGUGUGAGAUAUGGUAAUUGAUAGAUUUUUGGCGGAGGCGGCCGAUCGUGUACGGUGAUUAGCGGAUUUGCAUAAAAUCCAUGUAGGAAAUCGAUACUUUGCCUAAAAAACCGAAAAAUGUAAAUCAAGAUUGAUAAUCCAGUUAGCAGAAGUGUGUCGAAUUGCGGUGAAAAGUGAGCGAAUAGGAAGAAAUGUUACAGCGAUCGGAAAGUAAAAGUGAUUAAAGUGUUGUCUAAUCGAUUGAGUCAGCGGCGAGCGACGGAGGAUGAACGAGUGAUGAAAAAUGUAAAAUUUUCGGCUGCCUUCCGCAUUUUGUCAUUUGUGCUUUCUGGUGUGAAAUUGGAGGAUGUGUACCUCUAUCGAUACGAUCAAAGCGAUUUGUUGGAUGUAACCUUUUGACAUUCCUGUGAGGCGAAAGGAAUCGUGUGAUUGUAAUUUUCGGGUGUCCGAGUUGAGUCCCGGGAGAAAUGUCACCGCACCAGAGAAGGCGACGUUGACGUUUCUCGGUUUUGAAUUUACACAACAGAAGCAGUGCAGUGAAAACGUAAAAUAAAUAAGAUAACAUACAACACCCAGUUGGCAACGGGUAACAACAACUGUGCGCUGUGCCCGAUUUCUUGGUGAAGUUGGAUUUCGGUACUUUCUCGGUGGUGUCCAGCCACCGCUGACUGGUGUGAUAGAGAGCUUGAGCGGCGGGAUAGUUCAAAGGGCCGAACUACACACUGUCUGUUUACAUCGAGAAUUGAAGGAGCAAAGCGCAAGCGGACGUCAAAAUGUGCAGCAAAAACAACUUUGAAGUUUUGAUGGAGAAAAUUAAUACGGGUAUUCCAACCUGCCCGAUUAAUUUGACCACGCUCCGCACCCGGUUGCCGGACAUUGGCAACUGGAACCUACCGCACAUAUGUAAGGAAGCCGUAACCAACAACAACAACAGCAGCAGCAACAACAAUAACAACAACUGUUCGGCCAACAUCGGUUCAGACGGAACGACCACCAUCGGGAGUAACUAUAGCAACAACCUCACGACGGCAGCAGCGGACUCCUUCUACCAGCCCCAAUCGCUGGGGGCCCUGUCGACUGUGACGGCCUCCACGACCGUCACCAGUUGCGGCACGUUGGGGGACAGCACGUCACCUGGCACGGGGACUACGACAACGCAGCAACCAUUGCCGCAGCACUACUUCAGCCAGGUUGCCUUCCAGCAACAGCAACAACAUCAGACUAAUCUGCACAAGUUCUACAAAGCCCACAAAAAGAUGCCGGGCUUCCGCGGCCGGAGAGGCUGGUGCGGGUGUUUGCAGGAUGACGAACCGCCCGAAAUCUGCGUGGUGGAGGGAGUAUUCUCCUUGCAGACGCUCACCCCCACCCAGCCGAUGCCGACCGUCGACGAGCUGGACAGCAAGUUUGCCGAACUCGUCGAGGAACUCGAUCUCACCGCACCAAACAAGGCAGCAAUGCUCAGUCUGCCACCGCAGAAGAAAUGGCAAAUCUACUGCUCCCGCAAGAGCCCACUGGACGCCACCGAUCCGAGUGGGGCUCCACUUCCCGGUGUCAACCUGCCGCCCACCCCCGAGCACUACAUCGAACGACUGAAGGACAUGGCCGUCCAACUCAAGGCUUCCUCGCCGGACGAAUCUCCCUCGCACGAGUACAGCCCCAAAAUCGAAUCUCACACGGCCCUGUUCGAUGCCCUCAAGACGGCCCUGCGCACCUCGGCGCACAGUUUCGUCAUUCGGUUCAUCGAGCUGCAGGGCCUGCCGGCACUGCUCGAACUGCUCCAGGCGUUGGACAUCCGAGUGGCCAACAGUCCACUGCACACUAGUCUCAUCGGUUGCAUCAAGGCGUUGAUGAACAAUUCGACCGGUCGCUCGCACGUGCUAGCCCACCCCACCGGUAUCGAUACGAUCGCGCGUUCCCUGGCGGCGGACAACAUCAAGACGAAGAUCGCCGCCCUGGAGAUCCUCGGUGCCGUAUGUCUCGUCCCCGGAGGCCACAAGAAGGUCCUGACGGCCAUGCUCAACUUCCAGGAGUAUGCCGCCGAGCGGGUCCGCUUCCAGGGGAUCGUCAACGAUCUGGACAAAUCGACCGGAGCCUACCGGGACGAUGUGAAUCUCAAGACGGCCAUCAUGUCCUUCAUCAACGCAGUGCUGAACUACGGACCCGGUCAGGAGAAUCUCGAAUUCCGGUUACACCUGAGGUACGAGUUCCUGAUGCUGGGAAUCCAACCGGUCAUCGAUAAACUGCGGAAGCACGAAAAUGAGACGCUGAAUCGGCACUUGGACUUUUUCGAAAUGGUACGGAACGAGGACGAGAAAGAACUGGCCAGAAAGUUCAACCACGAACACGUAGACACCAAGAGUGCAACCGCAAUGUUCGAUCUGCUGAGGCGGAAGCUGAGCCACUCAACGGCUUACCCGCAUCUCGUGAGUCUCCUGCAACACAUGCUCCUGCUUCCACAUACCGGUCCAAAUGCCCAGCACUGGUUGAUAUUCGACCGAGUGGUUCAACAGAUCGUCCUACAACAGGAGGAACGUCCUCCAAGCGAAAUUGACCCCGACAGUCAGGACAAAACGUCCCAAUCGUCGCUGAAACUCCAAGACCCGGACAUCGCACCGCUCCAGAUCGACGUUAGAAAAAUAGUCAAACUUUUAGUCAAAGAAGAAGAACUGGUUGCCGCCCGAACCCGAGCCGAAGACCUCGAACGGGAAAAUUCCGAAAUCAAUGCCAAGCUGGCCAAAAAGGAACAGGAACUGGACCUGCGAACCCAGGAAAAGGAAGAUCUCGAAACCUCUCUGGCCCGCAUGCGGGAACGACUGGAGAAGGAAAGCGCCAACCACUCGCAAGCCGUACAGCGAGCUAUGAAUGCCGAAAUGCGAGUCGAAGAUCUCCAGCAUCGGUUCGUCAGUGAACAGCAGGAGCGAAUCCGCCUGGAACGACUAGUCACCGAAGGAAGCAUUCCGGACGAUCAGAAAGUCGCCGGACUGCAGGGUUGCAACGGUCAAGUAUCUCCUCCACCUCCGCCUCCUCCCUGCAAGCUACCACCUCCCCCGCCACCGAUGAUGGCCGCCCCACCACCUCCACCCGUACCCGGAAGUUUACCCAAGAUCGCCAACCCGAACGUUCCGAACCAGCCGGCACCGCCGAAACUGGAAGCCCCGAAGAAGAACGUCCCCCAACCGGCCAACCCGCUCAAGAGCUUCAACUGGUCCAAACUUCCCGACAGCAAACUCCAGGGAACGGUUUGGAGCGAACUGGACGACACCAAGUGGUACAACAGCAUCGAGCUGGAGUCUAUCGAUAAGCUCUUCUCCGCCUACCAGAAGAAUGGCGUUGCGUAUACGUUUCCAUUCCAGAACGACGGUUCGAUCGAGGAUCUCCGCUUGAUCGGGAAGAACAAGACGAAAAUCCUAUCGGUGAUCGACGGUCGGCGGGCGCAGAACUGUACCAUCCUGCUGAGCAAGCUCAAGAUGAGCGACGAGGAAAUUUCCAAAGCCAUUCUAUCGAUGGAUUCCAGUGAACAGCUGCCAAUCGACAUGGUCGAACAGCUACUGAAGUUCACCCCGUCGGCCGAGGAACGAGCCCUGCUGGACGAACAUUCCGAGGACAUCGAUUCGCUGGCACGAGCCGAUCGGUUCCUUUAUGAAAUUUCCAAAAUACCUCACUACGAGCAGCGUCUGAGGAGUUUGCACUACAAGAAGCGCUUCCUGGUGACCGUGAACGACCUUUCGCCGCGAAUCGCCAGCGUUAUGGAGGCAUCCCGGGAGGUAGCCCGUUCGCGAAGACUCCGAAAGCUUCUCGAGCUGGUCUUGGCCCUGGGAAACUACAUGAACCGCGGUGCACGGGGCAAUGCUUCCGGUUUCCGGCUGGCAUCGCUUAACCGAUUGGCCGACACGAAGAGCAGUGCCGCCAAGGGCACGACCCUGCUGCACUAUCUGGUGCAGAUCAUCGAGAAGAAGUUCAAGGACAUUCUUUUCCUGGAGGAAGACCUACCGCACGUAAAGGAAGCAUCCAAGGUUUCGCUCGGGGAAAUGGACAAGGACAUCACGAUGCUGAGAGCCGGACUGGCCGAGGUUAAUCGGGAGAUUGAAUUCCAUCGGAGUAGCGGAGUACCGCAGCCAGGCGAUCGGUUCCUGCCUGUGAUGAGGGAAUUCCACGCGCAGGCUUCCGUGCGCUUUGCCGAACUGGAAGAUCAAUUCCAGGACAUGAAGACAAGGUUUGACCGGGCGGUGCGAUUGUUCGGAGAGGACGGUGCCGUGGUGCAGCCGGAUGAGUUCUUCGGCAUCUUCGAUGGAUUCCUGACCGCACUGAUGGAAGCCAAGCAGGACAAUGAAAACUUCCGCCGGCGGCACGAGGAGGAAGAGAAACGAGCAAAGCAGGAAGCUGAGCUCAAAAAGCGCACCAUCGAGCGCAAGUCCAAGGAGGGCCUGCUGAAUUCGGUCGCCAAGAACUUGGGCCUCAAGUCGUCCAAGAGUUCAAACGGGUCGUCGAACGGUGGCAGUCCGGUGGCCGGAGAUGCCAGCAACAAAGGUGAGUUUGACGAUUUGAUUUCAGCCCUCCGGACGGGGGACGUGUUCGGCGAGGACAUGGCCAAAUUUAAGCGAUCGCGCAAAACACGGCUGGGACCGGCCACCAACGGAGGCAACAACACUUCGCCGCCCCGGAGCCGCAACAGCAUCAACCGCGAGGACAGCCGGGAACGGCCCGUCGUUACCAACCGGCGGCAGUAAGUUUCAAUUUACGAUUGUUAGCAGACAGUCACCUUUCGAACCAAAGGUGUGUUGAAAAAUUGUGGACGUACUUUUAGAAGCGGUUUGUUUUUGAUCAACUUUUUUUUUCGGGGAAAUAUUCCCAAUUUUUUCUGUUAUUUGUACACCUGUAAACGAGAAAGAGACCAAAAAUUUGUGAGUAAAGCUCAAAGAAAAAUGGAUGAUAAAUAUUUGUAAACAAAACAAACAAAAAAAGGCACCUUUGCUUUGUAGGUAAAGUCGAAUAUGUUCCGGUUAUUCCAAAUAGAGACUGUUUGAGCAGAUUUGGAGGAAAUCGCCGAAAAAAAGUAUAAUUAGAUAAAAGAUUAUAACACGAUAAUGUUUAAAUAAAGAUUUUUGAGAAUGUUUUACACAAUCGCACGAUACAGAAUAAUAAUAACAAAAACAACAGCAACAAUAAAGCUAAACGAAAAUAUACACCCAGAUGGAAGCCAAUCGUUUUUAAAGUAAGCUUAACUCUCGUCGAUGUAGUUUAUAUAGGAACGUUAUCCAGAGCAAGAAGAAUGCUUACAUAAUCAUCAUCGUUACACUCCUGCACGUCAUUUUCAAUCAUUUUAAGUUACCAUUUUCCUGCUCGCGUUUCUUUUGCGCAGGCUCAAUCGGCGGAACUUUACGGAGCCACGCUUGUAUAAAAUAUGUUGAUUGACUUUUGUUUUCGAAUUGUAAAAAUCUUCUCCUGUUUCUGUAUUUAUUCUAUAAAUCUCAUUUCUUCGACUAAGCUAUUAUACGCGACAGCUGUUACCCCUAAGAAGUAUUCUUUCUAGUGACGUUAUAUGCAUAUCUUCCCUGUGUUUUUUUAACCUAGAAACUUCUACACUCUCCAGUCCAAGCAAUCGGUUGAGCUUUUUGAAUCUUGCUUUGCGUAGAGGGAUUUUCUGUAUAUAACCUAGAAAUUGGUAAUCGAUAAUCGAUAAGACAAACUCACAAACGCUAUAAGUAUCACAGAAAUGGCAUCAACAUAGUCCUUUUUGAAAUUAAAGAAAAAAGUUAGAUUAGCCAGAUGUUUUUCCUGUUUUUAAAUGAAAUAUUAAAAAGAAAAAGAGUAAAUACCGUAGCCUAGCAAAAUGACGGAACAAACGUUACAAGGACAGUGGUUUUAACAUGCACUUUCAUCAUCUCAUCUAUGUGCUUACUUCUCUCAUAUAAUAGCCUUCCCAGCUAGAAAGUUUAGAGAUUUAAAAAUUAAGAAGAAUUUUAACAACAAAUCCAAACUGCACACACACACACACACGCAUUCAUACAAACGCGAUUAAUCUAGAUGUUCUCUGCUUAGCAACAAACCGUAAGAAGGAACAACAAAUAGUCGAAUCAAUAGCAUCAGCUUAGACUUCCAUGAACUACAAAAAAAAAAACCUUGAAACCCAUAAAAGGGCAGUUUCACAGAACAACAAGGCACGGGAAAAUUGCAACUGAGUUUAUCGUGGAUGAAAAGAUUGAGAGGAAAAUGCCAACCAUCGAUUUUGACAUGGAUACAAACAACCCUAUUAUUACUUACUAUUCUAUAUUAUUAUUAUAUAUAUUAGACUCGCGGAUGGAAAAAUUGAUAAUAUAUACAAUUGCACCAUGAGGACAAGUCAAACGCUGCAACAUUGUCGGAAAAAGUAUCGAAUAAUAAUUCAAA